Molecule: messenger RNA, 2730 nt
Organism: Electrophorus electricus (electric eel)
Lineage: Eukaryota; Metazoa; Chordata; Actinopteri; Gymnotiformes; Gymnotidae
Source: RefSeq, a predicted model, not a curated record
GUUCAUCUUCAGAUUGGACAGUGUGGGAAUCAGAUCGGCUCAAAGGUUUCUUGAUAAAGGUGAAUAAAAUCUCUGCUUGUGUUUGAAGUUCUGGGAGGUGAUCAGUGAUGAACAUGGUAUCAAUGCAGUGGGAACAUAUGAGGGUGAUAUGGACCUACAGCUGGAGAGGAUUAAUGUCUACUUUAAUGAAGCACAUGGUGGGAAGUACGUUCCUAGGGCACUGCUAGUGGAUCUGGAACCAGGUACAAUGGACAGUGUGAGAGGAAGUCGCAUAGGACAGCUCUUCAGACCUGACAAUUUCAUACAUGGGAAUUCUGGAGCUGGAAAUAACUGGGCAAAAGGUCACUACACCGAAGGGGCAGAGCUAGUAGAGCAAGUAGUGGAUCGUGUCCGGAAUGAAGCUGAGAGCUGUGAUUGCAUGCAGGGCUUCCAGUUUGUUCACUCUUUGGGUGGUGGCACUGGUUCAGGAAUGGGCACCCUCAUCAUCAACAAAAUCCGGGAGGAAUACCCAGACCGCAUUAUGAAUAGCUUUAGCAUCAUGCCAUCACCUAAGGUUUCUGACACAGUAGUAGAACCUUAUAAUGCAACACUGUCAAUUCACCAACUAAUAGAGAACACAGAUGAGACGUACUGCAUCGAUAAUGAGGCACUUUACGACAUCUGCUUCCGUACACUCAAGCUCACAACACCAACUUAUGGAGAUCUUAACCACCUUGUGUCCUUAACCAUGAGUGGGGUCACAACCUCACUGCGCUUCCCAGGUCAACUCAACGCUGACCUCCGCAAGCUGGCCGUCAACAUGGUGCCUUUCCCACGCCUUCAUUUUUUCAUGCCUGGCUUUGCUCCUCUCACUGCAAGGGGUAGUCAGCAGUAUCGUGCUCUAACUGUACCUGAACUCACCCAGCAAAUGUUUGAUGCCCGUAACAUGAUGACAGCAUGUGACCCCCGUCAUGGGCGCUACCUCACCGUUGCCGGCAUUUUCCGUGGUCGCAUGUCUACCAAAGAGGUUGACGAACAAAUGCUUGCCAUUCAACAGAAAAACAGCAACUACUUUGUAGACUGGAUUCCUCACAAUGUUAAAGUAGCUGUAUGUGACAUUCCACCACGGGGCCUCAAAAUGGCUUCAACCUUUAUUGGAAACAACACAGCUAUCCAGGAGAUAUUCCGGCGAGUUGGGGAACAAUUUGCCAUGAUGUUCCGACGCAAAGCUUUCCUGCACUGGUAUACUGGAGAGGGAAUGGACGAAAUGGAGUUUACAGAAGCAGAGAGCAACCUGAAUGACCUGGUGUCUGAGUACCAGCAGUACCAAGAUGCCACAGCUGAACUGGAGUGGGAGCCAGAUGAGGAAGUGAUGGAAGUGGAGGGACCUUCUACAAGGGAAACAAGCACUAAGGUAGAGAUUAAGACUGAGACAGUGACAGAAACUACCAUCACAGUGUGAGGCUUAAUGUAAUAACUAGAGCUGAGUGACUUCAUAAGAUUUCUCAACAUUUUUUUGCUGCCAAUUGUCUUAUAUCUUAAAUAUUUCACGUUUUCAAUGCACGUUGUUUGUCCAGAAAUUGGCUAAAAAUCAUGUUUUAAUAUAGACCUUUAUUUAUUGAUAUAAAAAGAGAAAGAGAGAAAUGAUUAAUGCUUUAAUGUCCAUUAACUUGAUCCUCUUCAAUGUUGGAGAAUGUUUGAAAUUUGGUUUAUACAAUAUUCUACUUUGUCUUAUACAAUUUAUAAAUGUUAACUUUAAUGGGUAAAGGAAACAUGCUUCAUGCUGUAACAUUAAGAUGACAAAACCAUUUCAUCUGUUUGCUGUGAAUUUAUCAAAGGUGGAAUGUUUCAUUUUGUUUAGCAUUUUAUAACUUCUGAUUUCAAGCUUUUGAAAACAAAGGAAUUUGCUAUUCACAAUGAUUGUUCAGAUCAUUGUGAAUACUUUCUGCUGUAGACUGUGUAAAACACUUGUCUUGCUUCUUUUUCCAUUUCUAAAUUUCUAUGCAUGUUUUAUUAGUAUCAGGAUACACUGUCAUACUGGAUACGUGAAAACCUUCAUUGUAAAUACUGAAAUAAAAUAAUCAAAUGACUAUACAUAAUUCUCAUCGAUAAUGUUUGUGAAAUUAAACAGAGAAAACAUGUUAACCAUGAAGCAAUGCAUGAUACCCUCAUGAAAAACUGAACCAUCGAGCAGUCCCUCAGAACUGGCAUGUCACCCUCUCCUGACUUGCAGCCUGAGAGGACAUGAUUAAACAGCACCAACUCUGCAGAUAUUGAUAAGCAGCACAGAAGACAGUUUCCCUUAACAGACUUUAGUUAAGUCUAGCUGCAGAUAAAUUAGACAAAAACCAUCAUGGCUUUGAGAAAGGCAUACUUAAAAACUGGCAUGUAUAUCUGCAUUGCUGCACAUGGUAUUACAGUUUAAUUCCUUGCAAUUUUCUGUGAAAAACAAACAAACAGUUAAACUGAUUUUGAAUGCGAAUGUCAUUUUAACAAAUAGCCUUAUACUAUUGUUAUUAUAAAGACAUCAUCUGAACAUUCUUUGGAGUAAUACAUUUCCCACAAGCAAAACUGCGACCGCUGUUGAGCAUAAACGAGAAAGGAGACAUUUGGGAUUAAUCAUAAUUUAUUAUUAAAUGGAUAAACUGUGUUAAACUAAAGUCUUCUACCAUCUUUUGGUGGGGUGGAAAUAUCUAAUCCUUAAUCUUUCCAUGAAACUUGGAUAAUAGGUUUCCGUCACAGCUCCUACAA